Ixodes scapularis (black-legged tick) is the source of this 7380-nucleotide messenger RNA. Its product is annotated as inactive dipeptidyl peptidase 10. Gene Ontology annotation, molecular function: serine-type peptidase activity; dipeptidyl-peptidase activity. The transcript has 15 exons. The record is from RefSeq and is a predicted model, not a curated record. Gene Ontology annotation, biological process: proteolysis. Bases 380 to 2830 code for a protein of 816 amino acids. Lineage: Eukaryota; Metazoa; Arthropoda; Arachnida; Ixodida; Ixodidae.
GCCCGGCGCCCCAUCGAUUGGCGGGGCGCGCGUGCGCCGUGGCGGAACCCUGGGCGCUUGCCCUCGGUCCCCGAAAAUGUCAGAGUCCGGAACCGGAGUCCCCAUGGCCGCCAGCUCGGUCGCCCCAGCCUGGACGCCGCCGACCUCCGUCCGGUCCUAAGGGCACCUCCGACGGUCCGCCACUCCGUCCGAGACCCCCCGCCAGAGGGACGACCUGGGAAUGAACCGCGAGUCGUCCUUGUCUGCCGAGCGAAGCUUCGUCCGACCCUCGGAGUGCCGCUGACCGUGUCCGACGGACGAUGUAGGCGCGCUCGUGCCUUGCUUUCGUGGCUGUCUAGGCCGGAGCCUGCUUCACGGGCACGUCGGUUGAGUCCUCCCCAUGACGGAUCCCUACCCGAUCUACGACGACGAGGAGCUGGUGUCGUCAGCGCCGGACAGCCGCAACUGGCGUGGCAUCGGCAUUGCGCUGCUGGUCAUCGCGGGGGUCUGUGCCCUCAUCGUCACCGCCGUCAUCUUGCUCACGCCCGACAAGGGACCCCGCGUGAAGCAGGCCCGGAUAACGCAGCAGGACGUGCUCUUCGGCGCCUUCAACCCGAGGAAGUUCAACGGGUCCUGGGUCUCGGGUUCCGAGUUCGUGUACAGGGACUCGGAUGGCGCCCUGGUGCUUUACAACGCCCAGAACAGGGAGAAGAGGACGCUGCUGCACAACACCACCUUCCGACAGUAUGACGUAAGGAAGUACUACAUGUCGCCCGAUCUCAACUUUUUGCUGCUCGUCCACGAUGUUGUGCCAGUGUUUCGACAUUCGUCCACCGCAAAGUACAAGAUCUAUGAUUUCUCGAACAAAGAAGUGUUUCCGCUGAAGCACAGCUCGAACCAAGAAGAACUACAGUACGCCGGCUGGGGCAGGACGGGAAGCCACCUGGUGUACGUGUUCAACAACGACCUGUACCUGAUCCCGAGCGUGGGCGAGUCGUCGCCCGUCCGGCUCACGGACAGCGGCGUGCCCGGCGUGGUUUUCAACGGCAUCGCCGACUGGCUCUACGAGGAAGAGGUGCUGGCCUCCUCGUCGGCGCUCUGGUGGUCUCCGCGGGGCCGCAGCCUCUGCUACGCCACCUUCAACGACAGCGGCGUCAAGACCAUCUCGCUGCCGGUGUACCGGGGCCAGUACCCCGAGACCCACGAGCUGCGCUACCCCAAGGCCGGCUCGCCCAACCCGCUCGUUGAGCUCCGGGUCGUGAGCCUGGCCUCGGCCGACGGCGCGGGGGCCCCCGUCUCCAAGCUGGUGCAGCCGCCGCAGGAGUUGCUGGACAAAACGAAAGAGUACUACGUGACGCUGGUGUCGUUCCUGGACGAAGAGUCGCUGCUGGUGAACUGGCUGUCUCGGACGCAGAACUGGACGCUGUUGUCGGUGUGCCGGGAGGCCGCCUCUGCCUGGGCCUGUGCCAAGCAGGCCCAGGAGGCGGUCUCGGGCGGCUGGAUCGAGCUCAGCGAGCCUCCCGUCGUCGCAGACGCGCCCCAGGGCGCCUUCUUCCUACGGCUGCCCGUGCAGGACGCCCAGCGGGGAAGCUUCCGACACGUGGCAGAGUUCAGGGACCGCCGCAAGACCUUCCUCACCCACGGGCCGUACGACACGCUCGGCCUGCUCGCUUACCACGCCCGCUCUAAGCACGUGAUGUUCCGGAGCACGAGGGAGGGCCGACCCGGGGAGUCGCACGUGUACCGGGUGCCCCUGGACGAGCCCGGGGUGCAGCCGGAGUGCCUGACGUGCGAGCUGGGUGACCAGUGCCUCUACAACAAUGCCGUGUUCUCGCCGGGCGGCGCCGACUACUACGUGCUCGAGUGCCUGGGCCCUGGGGUACCCUGGGUCGCCCUCUACUCUACCGCGGACCACAAGCAGGUGGACAUGUUGGAAACCAACGAAGAGCUGAGAGAGCUGCUAGAACAGCGGGCCCUUCCCCAAGUACGCAACUUCUACGCUCCAUUGGCCGACGGAUACAACGCGACGGUGCGGCUGCUGCUGCCGCCCGGGCUGCGCGACGAAGAGGUGCUCAAGUACCCGUUCCUGCUGGACGUGUACGGGGGUCCCGGGUCCCAGCAGGUGACGGAGAAAUUCCGCAUCAACUGGGGCCACUUCCUGGCAAGCCGCAAGGGCGUCGUGUACGGCAUGGUGGAUGGCCGGGGCUCGGGCUUCCAGGGGGACCGCCGCCUGCACCAGGUCUACCGCAGGCUGGGCACCGUCGAGGUCGAGGACCAGCUGCGCGUCACCAGGUACCUGAAGAACGAGCUGCCGUUCAUCAGCGCCGAGCACACCGCCAUCUGGGGCUGGUCGUACGGUGGCUACGUGGCGGCCAUGGCCCUGGCCAACGGCGGCUCGGGGGCCCCCGGCAACGGCACCCCGCACGGCGGCGAGGACUCGCUGCUGCCGGUCUUCCAGUGCGGCAUCUCGGUGGCGCCUGUCACCAGCUGGCUGUUCUACGACUCGGCCUACACGGAGCGCUACAUGGGGCUGCCCAGCGACAACCUGGCCGGCUACGAGCGCGCCGACCUCAUCCGCGUCGCCGCAAACCUCAAGGGCAAGAAGUUCUUCCUCGUGCACGGGACGGCCGACGACAAUGUCCACUUUCAACACUCCAUGAUGCUUGCAAAGGAGCUGACCAAUAAUGGAAUAAUGUAUCGAACGCAGGUUUACCCGGACCAGAAACACUCGCUGGGUCAGGUGACCCUCCACCUAUACCAAGCAAUGGAAGAGUUCCUUGAUGAGUGCUUCGAGGGCUCUGAUCACGCUGUCGAGGAAGUCGGGCUCAUGCAGGUCAAGGCGUCCCGAUAACCACGCCCCCCCACCAACCAACCAACCAAUGGAGGCCUUCCCCCAAAGUGCAGCAGCAACAGACAGUCAAGGCGUCUUUUGGCCUGGCUGCCGGCGGGUCGAGCUGCCCUCCUGGCAAGAUGAACGGAACUAUGAGUGUCACGUCGAGGAAGUCGUCCAGCGCCGUGCAGUGUCGUCAUGCGCAGAGGAGUGGGCCAGCAGUGUCACCCGUAGUGGAAGCGUCGUGCUGUGAUCCACCGCUGCCGACUAGCAACCUUGUGCCUGUGUCAAGCUUGGCCCGACAACUCAACGUGUUUGGUAGCAGCGUGAAAUUGUCAUAACGAGGUCGCUUGAACGCAGAACAUGUCUUGCCAGUUAGGAGAAAGAUUCAGUGGGAUCCAGACGCGUAUUUCAGUUUGUAAUGUUGGGUUUAGUACUAGUUUGAAUAAGCGGAGUAACUAUUUAGGCCAACGGCAGAGCACAGAGCAACAAGAAAAUCUACGUUUGGUUUGGUAUACAAGGUGUGUGCCCAUAACACUAAUACAGCGGAGUCUUAAGACUCUUGACGCAGUGCGUAGGUGACCGCAAUGAACAUUCUGGGGUACGUCUGGUGUAGCGUUCACUGUAUAGAUGAUAUGGCAAAUAGGUCAGCACCGCCACCUGAAGUCAUCUGACGGAACAAUGAGCAGCAGUUAGUUUCUCAUUUCCACUUCGUGCCAACGGAACCCAAGGUCGGCCAAAGUUUCUUUGAAUGACACCUUUGGCUCGACGCCUUUGAGGCCCCGGCACUGCGCUGCAGCUGAGACGGCCUUCUCUCGCACACCCAGCCAUAUCCAAGACGAUCGCCUCCAUGUUAACGUUGACAAUACAUUCAAAUGACUUCCCUUCACAUACUGUAUACUUCCAGUACGUCAUAUACAUUAACAAGUCGAAGCAAACAAAAACAAAAACAUCAUUCCUUUUCAUGUAGUUCCAUCUAGAAGUUUUGGGAGAAGACAUACGCCAACAUGUGCGGUGUACAUAUAGAGUAGGAGUGAUAAAUAGGUCCCUAGUCACUCAGUCCACUGCGGACUGGUUUAAAUAUUUUUGCUAGGGAAUCCCGCCCGAACGGUAGCGCCAUUUUAAGCAUUGCAAGGGUGACGCGCCAUUCUUUUCACUUCUUAUAGUGCACAAAUUUAUCUCUGGCAUCCAUCGAGUCAAGUCGGACGUGACACAAAAAUUAGAUGAAAGGCACUCACUCAAAUUGUGUUAGACGGCGAAUUGCGAAAUUCCUUCUCGUUUACGGGAAUUUUUCGAUCAGGCUACUGCCCGACUGCUGGUUGCUGGUGGCGCGAGUGAUAGAAAAACAAAAAACUAAGUGACCACUGUUCGAAGUGUAGUGCGAGUAAAUCUUCUUCAGGAUAAAAAAAACAGAAACGAGCUAAACGCUAUUAAACUCGAUUUACGUUUUCGCCCUGUGGCGCUCUCAGAAGACAAAAAUCGAACACGGAUUAUUUAUUAAAAUUUUUGUGUAUCCGGCGUUUAAUGCACAACGCAUUCCUCAUAACUUAAAUUGUGUGACGAACUUAUCACGAUAUAUUUACGACUGUGGACAACUAUUCUGACGUUGCUACCAUCCUAACCUUGAGUACCCAUUGCAGAAGCUCGGAAUCGCAUGACUAAUUUCUCACAGAGAAAAGAUGCACUCAAUGCUUAACAACAAUUCACUGGUAAUCCCCAGAGUUUGAACGUUACUUUUUUUAAUUAAGUUAUAAUAUAAUAUUCAAACUAUGAAACCUUCAUUUGGUCAUAAAAUAUACUCAAUUGGAAGCUCUAAAAACAACUGCAGGAGAGUAGUAGUGAGUACUGCCUUCGAACACGGUAUUCUAUACAGAAAAUUGCGUUACGCCUUAAGCUUCAUUCACAUGAUGCGGUUUUACUUACGAUUUUGCAAUUGCAACAUUGGUCAUGCGGCAAAAAAAAAAAAAAAAAAAACGGGGGGAAGUUGUGGCGCUUAACUUCGCAGCUGUGAAUUUACAAGCAAAAUCACACCAUGUGAUUCGGGCUUGAGCAUGCCUGCGCGGCGGCGUAAAUGGUGCUACACAGCAAGAGUUUUUAAUAGCUCUAGCUUUAAAAAAAACACAAUGAUAUAAGACGUGAUCUAAAAGGUUACUUUUCAUAGUUAUCCGACAGUAUGCAUGUUUAGAGCAAUAAAGUUAGAGAAAAUAUAACAUGAAUAUAAAUAUUUGCACACCAAAAUAAAUUGAACAUGUAUGCUUCAUUUUUUUUAAUGUCAUGUUUAAUCGUUAGACAGGCGUUGAAGCAUUUAUUGGGCUGUGCCUUGGUUAGACACAAAGAAAUUGCUAGAUAGUUUUUAAAAGCGUAAUCAAUGGAGAUUAUACAAAAGGCGAAUGCACAAAAACUGCAACUUAAUGACAUGGCACCAUGUAUUCGUGACACCGCAUACUCAGUAAUUUCAUGAUAAAUCAAAUUCGGCAGCUAAAACCUCUCGUAAUGCGAAGCCUCCGCUAAAUGUUUCGGCAGCAUUUCCACCAGUAGAUAGUAAUAUUUCAUUGGAGAAUUCGCGCAAUGGUUCCGCCACUACGACCCGAUGAACUUUUCAAUCAUCAUUCGGUAUUUGUCGAGCGCACAAUUCACUGAUAUCGAACGGUGUUUCGGUCCCCUCUGCUUGAAGGGAUCCAGAGACGAUCUUGAAUUGCUCCUGACCACUCUUCGGUUCUUAGAUAGCAUCUUCUGAAGUGCGCAUUUAUCAUCCCUCCGAGGGAACGGGUUGUCGCCAAGGGCCAAGGAGACAGCAAUGCGAUAGCCGAGAUUUGUGAUACUCUUGUUCUUCAUUUGUUUCCUGUUUUCUAGUAUGACCGCGUGUACAUAUAUACAUAUAUAUGUAUAUACAUAUAAUCAUAUAUAUAUAUAAAUUCCCCUCUAGUAAGUCGUGUUCCAGUUACCUCGCAGCAGACAUCUAUGCAGUAGUUUCUAAAUACUACCAAUUUUGAGCAAAGGAAACGCAGGAAACGUGCUUAAAGGAACUGGCGGGCCAACUCCCCUCCCCUCUCCAGCCCAACGAGGACAGGCAUAUCCUUGCUAGCAACCUGUCCUUUUUUAUCUCAGUUCCUCCCUGUUUUGUUACCGCAGGAAAAGCAGCUGAACGAAUACACUGAGGGUUGCCUGCGGAGGUAGGCCUUCCGUUGACGCUUUCUUUUAGGACUCCCCGCCCCCGUCGUUCACCGCGGUCCAAGGCUAGCGCGAAACCCCUCGCCCCCGUCCCAAACUUCCGCGAUUCACCCGUCAUCAUCAUCACCAACAAUCCUGCGUGCUCGUGCCGUCACUUCGAUUAAAUACGACCUACUACAAACACCGACGUCAUCUAGUACUUUGUCUAGCGGACGCAGCCUUUUUAAGCAAUUGUUACGUUCUCUUUUUCCACUACAGCUAGGACUACGAGAGUGUGUAUCUAGGGUCCGUCUUGAAGCCUUAGCCCAACCCGAGAGAGUCGAAGCAGGCGAGUGUGUUCUUCUCGCGCGUUGUUUUCGUUCUCUUCCCCCGCGGAGUGGGCCCUCUGGGAGGUCGGAUGGAGAGCUUCCCUCGCGUCGGUCAGUAGAUUGUAGGAUUCGAAGGUGCUCCGUCGGAGACAACCCCGACAACUGCUCAAAAGGCUGAGAGGGCGCUGUGGAACACUCGUUAACAUUACCUCGAUCACUCGCCGAGUACAGCCAUCAAAACGAACCACUCCGAUAUCAUUCUUCCAAGCGAGCCGCGGCUGGCUAGAAUAAAAGAACGAUGGAGACGAAAUCAUCAGUACAAUAUGCUGACUCUUCGGCUUGAAAAGAAAAAAAACACAAAAACAAUAACCUGGUGCUGCCGGCAGGCGCAGAUUUUUGCUGACUAUGGCUGAAACCCACAAUAUAAUUCACGCAGCUGCGGCACCCGAAUAUUUCCGACACCAGCGAGAGAUUGGAAACGAACUCGAUAUCAUAUAAGAAUGAUAAUAGGAAUAAUUCAUGAUGGUCGUCUUCGAUUCCGAGCGCGAGCGCCGAAGAAAUAUUAUAACAGUACUCUAUCUAAUAACGAGAAACCCCAUUCGUGGUAUUUGUUUCCUGGUGUCAAAGGUCACACCAUGUGCACUGCAGCUGAAAUCAUGAUUACUUAGCACGGCUGUCGCCUAUGUCAUAGUACGCGGCACAGAAAAAAAAAAAGAAGUCGAUCAUAAUGCCGCCCUUUUCCGAGGUUCUUUCACAUGGAUCUACAACUUUCUGGAAUCUAUUAAUACGCAGCGUCAUAAGCAAUGCGUUAAUCAAGCCUAAGCUUUACAGUCUUCAAUUAGAUUUAGCGUCUACCAUAUCGCACUUAUUCAGAUUAAGAAAUCUUGACUAGACACAGCGCUAUACCAUAUAUUCUACACAUUUAGGUCGCAGCAGAGCGUCGAGCAGUGUGGUCGCUCUGUAGUGAUAGAAUGCAGUUCUUGAACUUGUUAUAUACACGUUUUUCUUGUUUGCUUUUUCGCUUUUCGGGACGAAUUGCACUUUGCCACGUGAUUACCCUUUGUUGGCAAUAAACAAUGACUGGUUACAGAA